Messenger RNA from Owenia fusiformis, 773 nucleotides. The record is from the annotation of a GenBank genome assembly. Lineage: Eukaryota; Metazoa; Annelida; Polychaeta; Sabellida; Oweniidae.
UACUGCAUAUAGCAUUUUAUUUUGUUUGUACUUUUUAUUCAACAUAUUUUGGGAAUGAAUGACAUUUCUUGAAAUAUAUAUAUAUAUGUUAAUACUAUGUUUAUAUUAUACAUUUGGGGUUGUUAAUGGUCACUUCCAUUUUUGUGCAAUCUAGAAAAUGACCAAGCUGCAAUCAGUCUCUUUAGGUUCAAGACCUUUAUAUAUCCUCCAAUCCACCACAAAAGGCUUUUGUCCCACCAAAUUUACAAGAACUUUCUCAGAUUUGAUUUAUUUACAAUUUUUUCUGAUGAGUUUUAAUACAUGUUCUUUACUUGUUAUUGAAUCCACACCACCUGGUGGCCAGUUGUACAAUCUGAGAUCUAGAAAGAGGUUGCAGAAUGUUAAAAACCCUAUUAGUUUCACAUGUUUCAACAUUGGACAUUUCCCCAUAUUCCAUAUUAAAAUGCUUUGUUUUUGAUGCAUGUAAAUAUAUUUGCACCUGAGAAAAUAAAUAAGUAGGCUAUUAAAGAAGAGAUAUUUUUUGUUUGUUUAUUUUAAAAAUUUAGAACAUACAUGUUAUUAUUUUCACAAUCAUGUAAAUUUACAACUCAUAAUAUUGUAUCAUUUUUAAAAUGAUGAAGGCUUUUAUAAGUUUUGUUUUUCAUAUGAACUAAAUGAGAGACACAAUAAAUGUACUCCAGUUCUCUUUAUACAUAAUAACAAUUACAAAACAAUUAUUUCAAAAUGUAUAAGUCCCAUGAUCUGAAAAACCUUUUUGCCAAAAACUACAUAUA